Messenger RNA from Cajanus cajan (pigeon pea), 1671 nucleotides. RefSeq lists its product as uncharacterized. NCBI's taxonomy places the organism in Eukaryota, Viridiplantae, Streptophyta, Magnoliopsida, Fabales, Fabaceae. Gene Ontology annotation, biological process: deoxyribonucleotide catabolic process. The record is from RefSeq and is a predicted model, not a curated record. Gene Ontology annotation, molecular function: 5'-nucleotidase activity.
CUUGUUUGUAUGUGCCGCCUUGAUCCUGUAUAUAAAGUUGGGAGAGAAACACGAGCGGAGUUGAGAAUCAAGAUCUGAAAAGUUACCACUUUCUUCAUUCUCUCUUACUUUCAUUUUUAGAUUAAUGCAUAUUCUGUUUAGAUCUUUGGAAACAUUCCUCUCGUUUUCAGCCAUUGUUUUCGCAGGUUACCAAGUUUCGAUUUUUAUUUUCUGAAACCAUUGUUAUACUAUUCCGACAUUCCCCUUUUGAGUUAGUAAGAGAGUCAAUCAAGAGACCCUUUUGUAGCCGAACGAGUGUGUCCAUUAAAAGUUUGGUCCUUGAUGCAUGAUUGAAUUGUUCUAUUGAUUUGCAAGUCAAAAGGUCUUGGCUUUUUAAGAGAAUAUUGCUUUUUACUAAGAUUAUGGUGUGACUGCAUUCAAAUUAAAGAACCUACAAGGCCCUGUGUGCUUUUUGUUUCAGAAAUCUCUUCCCUUUUCAGCAUUGUUGCCAAUUUCUUCAUCUUCUUCUCAUGGCUCAUUUGUUAGGCUAUGAUCCUUGUUCCCGUUUCAGUAGGGCCUUUCCCCAUUACCCUUCUGGCUCUUCCUACGAGGGUAAUAGACACGUUGGAUUCACUCUUAAAGCAUGCUUUGAUGCCAAUGGUGGUGACAAUGCUAAUAGGCUCUUUGUGAAGGAAAAGAAAAAGCCCUUUGGUUUUACAUGUGUUCCUCUCCCCCCCUUGUUAGGUGAUUUAGAGAAGGGUAAUUCUGUCAGAGAUGAUGGUCGUGAUGCCUCUCGUAUUGAUGUUGAAGAUAAAUCUUUGGGGGGAAGUCCCACCAAACCCUUUUGUUUCCCUGAUCAACAAUUGCCCCAGAAACUUGUUGUUGCUGUUGAUGUUGAUGAAGUAUUAGGAAACUUUGUGUCAGCUCUGAACGAGUUCAUAGCGGAUAGAUACUCAUCACAUCAUUCAGUUUCCGAGUAUCAUGUGUAUGAGUUCUUCAAGAUAUGGAACUGUUCACGUGAUGAAGCUAAUACCCGUGUUCACGAGUUUUUUGAGACACCAUACUUCAAGUUAGGGAUACAGCCUAUCCCGGGUGCUCAGAUGGCCCUGCAGAACUUAUCAAGAUUUUGUAACCUAUCAGUUGUAACAUCCCGACAAAAUGUUAUCAAGGAUCACACACUUGAGUGGAUAGAGAAGCAUUUUUCAGGAUUGUUUCAGGAAAUUCACUUUGGAAACCACUUUGCUCUGGAUGGGGUGUCAAGACCAAAGUCAGAGAUUUGUAGGUCUUUGAAUGCUAAGGUUCUUAUUGAUGAUAACCCAAGAUAUGCCACAGAGUGCGCUGAAGCUGGAAUUAGAGUCCUACUUUUUGAUUAUGAAAACUCGUACCCAUGGUCCAAGACUGAGUCUGAUUAUCAACAUCCCCUGGUGACCAGAGUAAUAAACUGGGAAGAAGUUGAACAACAAUUGAUGUCACUGAUAGCUUCUAGUUAAUAUAACCUUGCAACAAGGAUUUGUAAAAAGCACUCCUUUUAGGUGACGUAGUGGACUAGUUCUUAUGCCUGAAAUAUUUAAUGAAGAAAUGAAAAAUGUAAAGUAGCUGCAAGGAUUUAUUGGAAGUUGAAAAAAUAUAAAUGACCCAUUUUAUAUAUAUAUUUUUUCUUUUUCCCGAUUUGAGCAAUAACAAACAGAAGUU